This is a messenger RNA of Branchiostoma belcheri (Belcher's lancelet), 3530 nucleotides long. RefSeq names its product spondin-1-like. Gene Ontology annotation, biological process: cell adhesion. NCBI's taxonomy places the organism in Eukaryota, Metazoa, Chordata, Leptocardii, Amphioxiformes, Branchiostomatidae. Gene Ontology annotation, cellular component: extracellular matrix. Bases 291 to 2627 code for a protein of 778 amino acids. The record is from RefSeq and is a predicted model, not a curated record. The transcript has 17 exons.
UAUAAGGUUUGAUUGAGUGGCAUCUGACCCGGCAUUCCCGCGCACAUGUCAAAAACGUAAGGAGAUUCCAUGGCAAAGUUUCACUCACCUUUGUAACCUGGGGAGCGGCCCACGCAUUCCCCGCCCUAUAAAAACCAAGCCCGUUCGUCAGAAGCACCUUAGUUCUUCGCAAGACUUCAACCUGUCGAGAAGUGAGAGUCUUCCGUGUCUACGACGUCUUCGACCACCUCUACAACUUUCACCGCACUCUCUCUUCGAGUCUUCUAACACAAAGCUCUAGAGAAGAAACCAUGACUGGGACCGGAGUUUUCCUGGCGUGUCUAGCAGCGCUGCUGUCCGCGGCCGGAGCCAACGUGUUGCUGUCUGAGGUGCCUUGUAAGGGCGACACGGCCAAGCAGAAGUACACGCUGGUGUUCGAAGGUCUGUGGUCCGAGAAGAGGUUCCCAAAGCAGUACCCGAUCUACCGGCCAAAGGCUUCCUGGUCUUCUCUUGUCGGAGUAACCCAUAAUGAAGAAUACACGCUCUGGCACAAGGGAGAGACGGCUUCUGAGGGAGUCAAGUUGUUCGCCGAGAAGGCCGGCGCCUAUCAGCUGUUCUCUGACAUCGCUAACUCCAAGGGAACCAGUGGCAAGUUCUUUGCUGACGAGAUCAAGAAAUCGGGAGUUGGGGAGAGGAAAACAGACUUCGCUAUUGAUGCUGACCAUUCAAAGGUGUCGUUUAUGGUGAAGAUUGUGCCCAGUCCAGACUGGUUUGUUGGCCUGGACAGCAAGGACCUUUGCCAGAACGGGAAGUGGAUUGACCAGUUUUCCACCAGCCUGGGACCGUGGGACGCCGGCACGGACAAGGGAUUCACAUUCACCUCACCUAACUGGGCUACAGUGCCACAGGAGCCCGUAUUCCAGAUCAGCGCGCAGUUCCCCAACCACCCUGCCAACUCGUUCUACUACCCGAGCCUGCGGAAGCUGCCGGCUCUGGCCAGGGUCACCCUGACGCGGGACGGCGCUGACCUCUCCAAACUGGACGAGCUGGCUGAGCUUGUCGAGGAGGCAGAAGAGGUUGUUUCCUUGGACUGUGAUGUGUCGAACUGGUCCGGGUUCAGCCGGUGUACCAGGCAGUGUGGGGGCGGCAUCAAGGCGCGAUCACGGUACGUUACGCAGAAGCCCCUGAAUGGCGGUAAAACAUGUCCAGAGCUGGCUGAAAUCGUACGUUGUAACGAGGACCCUUGUGAUGCCCCGAAGACUGACAAAAACAACGACCUCUCCAAGCCGAAAGAGCCAGUCAAGACUGUGGAGGAAGUAAAGGAGAAACCUGAAGUUGUUGCCUUGGACUGUGAAGUGUCGAAGUGGUCUGCCUUCAGCAAGUGCAGCAGUCGGUGUGGCGGCGGCAGCAUGGUGCGAUCACGUAAUAUCACACAAAAGCCGUCGAACGGCGGGAAGCCAUGCCCCCAGCUGUCUGAGAAGAAACAGUGCAACCUGGAGCCCUGUCCUGUCACGAAGGAGAUCCCCGACAACGAUCUGUCCAAGCCAGAAACUCCAGCCAAAAUUGUGGAGAAAGAACAAGAUGAACCGGUACCAGAAGUUGUUGCCACGGACUGUAAGGUGUCAGACUGGUCUGGUUUCAGUAAGUGCAACAGGCGGUGUGGUGGAGGCGUCAUGGACAGAUCACGAACCGUCACACAAAAGCCGUCAAACGGUGGGAAGCCAUGCCCUCAGCUGCACGAGAGGAAAGAGUGCAACGUGGAACCCUGUCCUGUCACGGAGACUAUCAAUACAAACGAUCUGUCUAAGCCAGAAACGUCAACAAAAACUGUGGAGAAAGAACAAGAGGAGACGACAACAGCUGCAAAAGUCGUUGCCUCGGACUGUAAGGUGUCGGACUGGUCUAGUUUCAGUAAGUGCAACAGGCGGUGUGGAGGAGGCGUCAUGGUCAGAUCACGAACCGUCACACAAAAGCCAUCAAAUGGUGGGAAGCCAUGCCCCCAGUUGUACGAGAGAAAACAGUGCAAUGUGGAACCCUGUCCCGUCACGAAGGCCGUCAGCGAAAACGAUCUGUCUAAGCCAGUAACGCCAGCCAAACCUGUGGAGAAAGAACAAGAUAAGCCAGAGGUUGUUGCCUCAGACUGUAAGGUGUCGGACUGGUCUCGUUUCGGCAGGUGCAACAGGCGGUGUGGCGGAGGCAUCAUGGUCAGAGCACGAACCAUCACACAAAAGCCGUUGAACGGCGGGAAGCCAUGCCCUCAUCUGUACGAGAGGAAACGGUGCAAUGUGGAGCCCUGUCCUGUCAGGAAGGCCAUCAAUGUUGUCCCCCCUAAGCCACAACAGUCAGCUGAGGGUGUAGGAAAAACAGAGCAGGACCCAAAAGUUUUGCACUGUGAGGUGUCGAACUGGUCUGGCUUCAGCAGAUGUAGCAGACGAUGUGGCGGUGGACUCAUGGUGCGAUCAAGGUACAUCAGGCAGAAGCCGGUUAACGGUGGGACGCCCUGCCCCCGGCUGACGCAGAUCAGACGGUGUAAUCUGAACCCCUGUCCGGCCCAGCUCGCCAUCAGCAGUGAUGACAGGCUGCAGAGGCUGCUGGCCAGGUUCAGACUUUACGGCCGCCGUCAACAGGCUCAACAAGUGCAACAGUAGACUUCAGGAUAGAGAAGAUCAUAAUCUCCAAGCACAUCUUUCAUUGGCAAAGUCGUAACCAACUGGGCACUGCACUGUCUGGCCAAUUUGACAGUGUUCAACCGAUUGGUUAAGACUUUGCCACCGAAAUAUCUGCUUAAUUGGACAACACGCAGACCACAUUUGACACAGAGUGCCUCUGUCUUCACUACCCACAAUGGUGUGAUAAGAAUAUUUGAUGUGAUGACACUUUUGUAACACUUGAGAACCUCCUGCAGGAAAGUCACUUUAACACGUCAAGAUUUAAUACCUGUUUACUGAUCCAGACAUUCUAAGCACUAUGAUGUUGAUGUACGUAGUAACGGUUCAUGUAUUUUAAAGUGUGCGUUAUGAUUGUAACCGGCACGAUUGAAGGUUGAAGUGUUGUACAUACCAUACCUGUUUAAAUGUAUUUCAUGUCCACAGCUUGGCCUUGAUGUUGAAAGUUGAAAAUUUGUGAUUGAAACAUAUUUUCCUUAUAUUACCCAUCCUCUUUUUUGUACGUUUGAACUCAUGUACGUUACUUUAUCACGUUGCUGACCAAACCAUAAAAAGAGACAGUUCGUCACUUAAAAAAACCAAGGUACAAAAAGAGACAGUGGGGUGAAGUGAUUGUGCUGCUCGAAGAAUCUGGGUGUGUGUGUGUCAUCAUGUACAUCAUUAUGCAACAAGUCACACUGGAGAACAUUUAUCAUGACUAUGCAAGUCACAAAAUGUUUUAAGUGAUUAGGUUUAAGUUAGUAUCUUACAGAUUUGUUCUGCAUAUACAUCACUUGGCUUUGCCGGCCAAAGUUAAUCGAUGACAGAUAUCUGUAAGUCAGACGAUUGUGAUUUUUGUUUUUGUAUGUUCUCUGUGUUCGUUUUCGUCUUUGUAAAGGUUAGUUA